UCUAAGGUGGCCAAAACUACAAGCACUUUAUUUUGCAAGGAAGAAGCUGUACAAAAGCAUGGCUUCUAAACCUGGCAUUCUCACUGAAUGGCCAUGGACAUUUCUUGGAAAUUUCAAGUACUUGGUUUUGGCACCAUUUGUGGGUCACAGCAUAUACACAUACUUUAUGAGCAAAGAUGAAAGCCAGAGGGACAUUAUAUACAUAAUCAUACUCCCACUUCUACUCUCGAGAGUGAUUCACAACCAGAUAUGGAUAUCUCUAUCUCGCUACAGGACUGCUAAGGGUAAUAAUCGAAUUGUUGAUAAAAGCAUAGAAUUUGAUCAAGUUGACAGAGAAAGCAACUGGGAUGAUCAGAUCAUACUUAAUGGGCUGUUAUAUUAUAUCACAUAUCUGAUGCUGGAACAAGCUCAUCACCCGCCUUUGUGGAGAACUGAUGGCAUCAUUAUUAUUGCUUUGCUUCAUAUUGGUCCUGUCGAGUUUCUCUAUUAUUGGCUUCACAGAGCUUUACACCACCAUUUUCUCUACUCUCGUUACCAUUCUCAUCACCACUCUUCCAUUGUUACUGAGCCCAUCACUUCUGUAAUUCAUCCAUUUGCUGAGCACUUAUCAUAUUUCACGCUCUUCGCCAUACCAUUGCUCACUACUAUAUUCACUCGGACUGUCUCUAUAGCUGCAGUUGGUGCUUAUGUCACCUAUAUUGAUUUCAUGAACAACAUGGGGCAUUGCAACUUUGAGCUCAUUCCUAAGUGGAUGUUCUCUAUAUUUCCUCCUCUCAAGUACUUGAUGUAUACGCCCUCGUAUCACUCACUACAUCACACCCAAUUCAGAACAAACUAUUCACUUUUCAUGCCAAUGUAUGACUAUAUCUAUGAUACAGUGGACAAGUCGUCAGACACAUUGUACGAAAAGUCACUUGAGAGGGAAGCUGAAGUGCCUGAUGUGGUGCACCUUACACAUCUAACAACCCCAGAAUCCAUCUACCAUCUUCGACUAGGGUUUGUGUCUCUGGCCUCGAAGCCUCACACCUCUAAGUGGUAUUUCUGGUUAAUAUGGCCCAUCACACUAUGGUCUAUAAUGAUUACUUGGAUUUAUGGUCGCACAUUUAUUGUUGAGAGAAAUUUGUUCAAGAAUCUCAAAUUACAAACUUGGGCUAUCCCAAAGUAUCGCAUACAAUACUUAAUGAAAUCGCAAAGAGAGACUAUUAACAAUUUGAUUGAGGAAGCAAUCAUUGAAGCAGAUCAGAAAGGCAUAAAAAUUUUGAGCCUUGGACUCUUAAACCAGGAAGAGAGGCUGAAUAGCAAUGGUGAACUUUACAUAAGGAGAAAUCCUCAGCUGAAAGUGAAGGUGGUUGAUGGAAGUAGCCUAGCUGCUGCUGUGGUCGUAAAUUCCAUUCCUAAAGGAACUGCCCAAGUUGUCCUUCGAGGCCAUUUAUCCAAAGUUGCUUACUCCAUUGCCUUAACCUUGUACCAAGGAGGAAUUCAGGUUGUCACGUUAGACGAAGAAGAGUACAAGAGACUUAACACAAAGCUAACCCCUGAGGCUGCAACUAAGUUGGUCCUGUCGAAAUCUUAUAAUGUUUCAAAGAUAUGGUUAGUAGGAGACGGAUUGGGUGAAGAUGAACAAUUGAAAGCACCAAAAGGAACAUUAUUCAUUCCUUAUUCACAAUUCCCACCAAAGAAAGCUCGUAAGGAUUGCUUCUACUUCAGCACACCAGCUAUGAUUACUCCAAAACAUCUUGAAAAUGUAGACUCUUGUGAGAAUUGGCUGCCAAGAAGAGUGAUGAGCGCGUGAAGAAUAGCAGGAAUUUUGCACGCGUUGGAAGGUUGGAAAGAGCACGAGUGUGGUAACAUGAUGUUUGAUAUUGACAAAGUAUGGAAAGCUACUCUUGAUCAUGGUUUUUCCCCAUUAACCAUGGCCUCUGCUACUGAAUCCAAGACCUAGAAAUAUAGAUCGUUUUUGAUAUAUGAUCAUAUCUUGGAUCUAUGGUCAAGUAUAUCAGCCAUUUGCAUUAGGUUAUUCUGUCCAGAGCUCGGUAUGUACUAUAUAACAUGUAAUAUGAACCAUUUGGGAGCAUUAGUGAUAGAGCUUCCCUGGAAGAGCAUUGUAUCUUUGCAUUUAGCUAUUUGCCAAUUGAUUUGUUGGAGGAUUUUCCACCUGAA
This is a messenger RNA of Nicotiana attenuata, 2160 nucleotides long. RefSeq names its product protein ECERIFERUM 1-like. The record is from RefSeq and is a predicted model, not a curated record. Gene Ontology annotation, biological process: lipid biosynthetic process. The transcript has 10 exons. The coding region runs from base 59 to 1792 and encodes 577 amino acids. NCBI's taxonomy places the organism in Eukaryota, Viridiplantae, Streptophyta, Magnoliopsida, Solanales, Solanaceae. Gene Ontology annotation, molecular function: iron ion binding; oxidoreductase activity.